This is a messenger RNA of Chenopodium quinoa (quinoa), 3191 nucleotides long. RefSeq names its product delta-latroinsectotoxin-Lt1a-like. Gene Ontology annotation, molecular function: protein binding. The record is from RefSeq and is a predicted model, not a curated record. Lineage: Eukaryota; Viridiplantae; Streptophyta; Magnoliopsida; Caryophyllales; Amaranthaceae. The transcript has 2 exons. The coding region runs from base 842 to 2878 and encodes 678 amino acids.
AAAAUCAAUGACAAUAUAUAUUUUUGAGUGGGAAAGCCUUUUGCAUGUGGCUUAUAAAGAAAGUUGUCUCCUCCAUCCUUCUCUAAUUUUUUUCCUCAAAAGCCAUGCUUCAUUUUAUCAAAGUUAGAGCAAUUAUUCAUUUUUAUUGCCGUCCUAUUCCUCCUGUCUCUUUUUCUGUUAAGUAUUACCAAUUCUUUUUUAAAGAUUAAAAGAUACUCUACCCCAAGCCGAUUAGACCAAGAUUAACGUCGUAAACCCAUAUUAAGAAACUCUUCCCGAUAAAUGUUGUUGCAUUUAAAGAGCCGUAGCUCCAAUUUGAAACAUCUGAUUAAGUUAGAACUAACUCGUUCAUUAACUAUUGAUAAUCACUUGUUGGUGUUAGAUGACCAAAUCAAGUCACAUUAAUUUAUUAGAUUUCCAUUCUAUUCUCCUCAUGCCAAACUUAUAUUUUAUGGUGGUAGUUAUAUAAACUCUUUCAAUAACAUUCCAAGAGUCAUCCCAAAUUCCCAAUUCCAUUGCUUGUUUCUCGCUUUAUCUAAGCACCCUUUUGUUAACAUCACCUUUUUCUUCCUUUUUCUCUCUCUAAAUUCCUUUAAUUUGGUACAAUUUUAUUUUAUUUUAUCAAAAACCCAACAGCAAUAGAUUCCAUUUCUGUCUGUCAAAAGAGAAAAAACCCAAAAAACCCCACUAAUUCCCUUUGAAGUUUUUAGCUAAAUUUCAUCUUUCUUGUAAAAAAGUUGAAUCUUUCUGUAAUGUAUCUGUAAUCUAUCAUCUGGGUAUUUGAUUCCUUCAUCCAAAACUUUCUGGGUAAUCCUCAAAAUCUUUCCUUUUUAAGCAAAAGAUGCCUCCUUCAAAUUUUCCUCUAAGAUGGGAAAGUACAGGGGAUAAAUGGUGGUAUGCAUCUCCUAUUGAUUGGGCUGCUGCAAAUGGUCAUUACGACUUAGUCAGGGAACUCCUCCGCCUUGACGGCAACCAUCUCAUCAACCUGACCUCCCUCCGCCGCAUCCGCCGCCUUGAAGCGGUGUGGGAUGAUGAAGAAUUGUUCGAUGAUGUUGCAAAGUGCAGGUAUGAAGUUGCACACCAACUGUUUGAUGAAUGUCAGACACAAAAAGAAGGGAAAGAAAAGAAUUCUUUGAUUGUUGCAGGUUAUGGUGGUUGGCUUCUAUACACUGCUGCAUCAGCUGGGAAUUUGGGUUUUGUACAAUACUUGUUAGGAAAAUACCCUUUGCUUGCUUUUGGAGAAGGUGAAUAUGGGUUGACUGAUAUACUGUAUGCUGCUGCUAAGAGUAAGAAUCCUGAGGUUUUUAGGGCUGUUUAUAGUUUUGCGGUUUCGCCGCGGUUUUUGGAUGGUGAAGGGGUGGUGGAGGAGCAAAGGAUUGAAGAUGUUCCUAUGGAAUUUAAGACUGAGGUGAAGAACAGAGCUGUUCAUGCUGCUGCUAGAGGUGGGAAUUUGGUUGUUUUGAUGGAGCUUCUUGCUGAUUGUACUGAUGUUUUGGGGUUUAGAGAUGUUAAUUGCUCAACUAUUUUGCAUUCUGCUGCUGGUAAAGGUCAAGUUGAGGUAGUUAAGCACUUGAUAGCAUCCUAUGACAUGAUCUCUGCCACUGAUGAUAAAGGCAAUACUUCUUUGCAUGUUGCUGCAUACAGAGGUCAGCUGUCUGUUCUCGAAGCUCUGAUUCAAGCAUUGCCUAAAUCUGCCUUUGUAGUCAACAAGGCUGGAGAAACGUUUCUUCAUGUGGCUGUUGCUGGUUUUCAAACUCCUGGUUUUCGCAGAUUGGAUCAACAGAUUGAACUUAUGAAGCAGUUAGUAAGUAGCAAACUUUUCAUCAUAGAAGAUGUUAUCAAUUCCAAGAAUAAUGAAGGGAGGACUGCCCUUCAUUUAGCCAUUAUCGGGAACAUUCACUCCGAUUUAGUACAAUUGUUAAUGAGUGCCCGCUACAUCAAUGUGAACAUCCGUGAUGAUCAUGGGAUGACCCCACUUGAUUAUCUUAAGCGACAACCAAAAUCUGCAUCAUCAGAAAUCUUGAUCAGACAGCUGAUAUCUGCUGGUGGUAUAUCCAGUUGCAAAGAUUAUGCCGUGAGAAAAGCAUUUGCUUCUCAUUUGAAGAUGCAAGGCAUUUGCAGCAGUCCUGGAACAUCCUUCAGAGUUUCUGAUAAUGAAAUAUUCCUAGGCACAGGAAUUGAUCAUGUAGUGCAUCCUAGCCUAGGCCAUUUAAGUAGAGAACGUUUUCAUUUUAACUCCUCAAGUGAGGCAAGUCAUUGUGGGUCACUUAGUGAGGAGGACCAUAGAACUCCGGACAUUAAGAAAUCAGGCCCUCUACACAAUGCAGCUAAGCGCCUUAAAACUAUGUUCCACUGGCCAUUGGUGAAAAGGAAAGAAACUGAGAGAUCCAAGAGAACAAGGGAGAAAGAUGAGAGUGUUUCUGAUAAAAGGAGGAGCACCUCAGAGGAAACACCAAUCUCGCUUAGAGAGAGAUAUUCCAAUGCUUCUUCCCUUUCUAGUAAUAAGAGAACACUUGCAGUGAGGAGUAACAUAUCCAGUCCUACCAACCGAAAGAGAUUGGCUUCAGGGGUUGUUCAUGAUGCCUUGCAGGACCAGCUUAUUGUGAACCUUUCAUCUCAACCUUCCUUUUCCAAGUCAUCACUUUCUUCUAAUAGUUCUCUAGAAAAGGGAAAAGAAAUUCAUGUGGAAGAUGAGAAUGCUAGACCCUCUCGCUUAAAGCAAACCAGUGCUGAUGUUGCCCCAAAUGUGACGAGGAAGCAAGGAUCCAUGAACAAGAGAUUUGUGAACCCAAUUUUGUGCUUUGGCGGAUCCCACUUAUCAGUUAAAAACUCAGUAGGUAAGCACUGUACUAAGCAACCCGUACUUUCGGUUGCUUAAGGUUGACUCACCAUAGAAAUGGAUCAGUAAUAGAUCGCCUUACAUAGCUGUAAGUCUUGUAACUUUGUGUUUAAUCACUACUUGUGAUUGUGUGACCUCUGACUGUCAUCCCUGAGUUUUAUGUGAUAGCUCUCUUGUAGAUGACUGUAGUCUGUAAGAUCACUUAUGAGAUGUGUUUGCCUCUAAACUAUCUCCUGUAAUAUAUUUGAGAUCCUAGCUUUGUGAUGCUAAUAUCUUAAUCAUGUAUAACCUCCCAUUAGUAAUGGUUUUCCCUGUAUAACUUUCGUAAUAAAAUUUUAUCGAUUUUGACUUA